GCGUCACAUCCGGUGGAAUAUUCCAACGGAUUUACCCUUGGUCUUUAAAAGGACGCGCUGAAUAAAGCUGCUGUUGAGUCGACAGGUAAACGCUCACGUGUUAUUUACAGGAUUCCGACCAGUGUGAAGACCUCACGCGCUGCAGAGACAGAACAGACAUCAGUGUAACGGACAAAAGAAAAAAAAAGGCACAGACACAGACACAGACGAGGUUUUUUUUUUUUUUUGUCUGUGAGGCUCGUGCGUGUUUACACAUCUCUCCGUCAUUUUGCGGAGACUCAGAAAUCUGUGGAGUUCCUUCUCAGCUGUGAACCAGAGACUAUCAUGAUCCUCCUGACUCCCUCCUCUGUGACCAAGAAAGUUUGUAAAGUGGUCAAAGUAAAAACUUGACAGCACGCUCAGUAACCACACAGCCUGGAUCUUCACACGUAUGAAGAGUCCCUUGAACUCGCCUGGCUUUGGAAUCACAGGAAGUUCAGGGUGAAAAACACUUGAAGGGGUUGCUAUACCGCAAGGUUUAAGACACAAAAUGUCAAAGUUUCCAGGUCAUUGUGCAUAAAAUGUCUUGGACAGUACUAUGACUUGAGAGAAAAUCUAAAAGCUCACAUGACCCCCCCGGGGGGUGGAACAAAGGUUUCUCUGUCGUCACUUAGAAAACAUCACAGCAUCGUGGGGGAGGAGGCAGAUUUUUUUGAUGGAGUGCGGCAGCAGUCAUUCCAUCUUGCUGACUCACGUAGUCAAUGUAUCCUUUUUUAAAGUUUGAAUUAUAACUUUAUAACAAAUUCCUCUUAAAGGUCCAGUGUGUAAGAUUUAGGUGAAAAGGAUCUAUUGGCAGAAAUGUAAAGCAAUCCUCAUGAUGUUUGUGUGUUUCAUCUAAAUUGUGCAAACUGCAGUUUUCUAUACCCAAGAAUGAGCCCUUUAUAUUAAAUACUUUUAUAUUCAAAUCGGGAGUGGAUCCACUUUACGGGGGCGGCCAUGUUUUUUUUACAGUAGCCCAAACUGGACAAACUAAACCUUUUGAGUUUUUAUGACAACUGAAGGCUACCACAACUUCUCUUUCAUGUUUGCAAAGGGAGAUUGAGGUGAAGGGGUAUUCAGCUGCAAUAUACAACGUCACCACUAGAUGUCCCUAAAUUCUACACACUGAAGCCUUUAAAGAAAUCAUAUGACCUGCUAAAUGAUUUCUUUUGACGAUGUAACGUUGAAAUCCUGCUAAAAAUGACAUUGAAACCAGGUGAGGUUCCAGACUUCUCUUUACAUCGCAGUCCCCAUUAAACCCCGGGGCUGCAGUGGUAUUGAUGGGACCAGUAUAGCUGUGAGUGCUGCUGCCGGUCCUCGUCUCAGGUCACUAGGCUUGAUCAGAGUUAACGGGCUAAUUGAUCUCACGUCUGGUAUGUGUCACUGCAGUAGGUCCAGUUCACGCUCACUGUAGCCAGUGGUGUAUGUGUUAGUCCCCUCAGUGUUCACAGCUUGUUCCCUCACACCAGUAUUUGUGUGUAUUUGACCCCUGAUAAGAUCCCGUUUGAGUGCUAACACUUCACAUGCAUCGUGUUCAGAGUUUUACUUUCAAAUAUCUAGAUAUUUGAAGUUUAAUGCAUGAGAGUGUGGCCAUUAUUUCUAAUAGUUAUGUAUAAUAAUGCAUACACUGAUGAGGCGAGGCUGUCUUUAAUGUUGCAUGCUGGAGGCUGAGUGAAUGUGUAGUAACAAAUUUAUUUUAGUGAUCUGAGAAAGGAUGAAUGUAUCGUAAGGUUGGUCUCCAUCCAUUGAACAUACGUCUUGGUAAGUGAUACUUCUUCUACAUAAGACGGGGAAUCAGCUUCAUAGAUAUUAUUUAGUUAAAAUGAAAGAUGAUUUAGAAAGAAUAUUAUUAUCCUGGUAAAUCUUUAUGAUUACUUUCAGAAUUUUUCCUCUCACCUCAACUGGAGUCUGACUCAAAAUGGGAUAUAAUCACUAGACUGUUCCCAUUCAGACUCACUCAUCAGAAGGUCAGGGAGUCACAGACAGGGAUUUAGCUUUUAAACCACAGCAGAGGUUAUCGAACCGACACGGGCCGCUCCUGACCGCUGUCAUCCUGUGGUCUCAGGUUUCUUCCAGUGCACCAACAAGCUCUUUCUGAGUGAUCAGGCUGCCUGGCUCCACGUCAAGGAGUUCGCCCGUAAAAAUGCAGCGAACGCUCUGUCAGUCGCCAACAUGGUCAUGGGCAUGGCCUCCAUUCUCAGCAGUCUCAACGGGCACCAUCAUGCCGCAUGUUGGCUGGUUCUGAUUGGCUACCUGCUGGAUUAUGCAGAUGGAGCGGUUGCCAGGCGACUGGAUGCCUGCUCGGCGCUGGGUGCGAAGCUGGAUGAUUUUGCUGACUUCACGACCUUCGGAAUCGCCACGUCACUGCUCCUGAGGACAACUGACGUGAUGGACAACAUCCUCUGCGUGUGCUACGUCCUGUCGGUGUUCGUCCGCCUCUGUUUCUACUCAACUGGAAUCCCCUUCAUGUACCGCGGCCUGCCCUGCACAUACGCCUCAGCCAUCCUGUCCUGUGCCACAAUGCUGUCGGGGGGAAACAUGGCCGUGCUGCGCAUCGUGGUAGUCGCCAUGAUCCUCUGCAUGAUCAAUCAGAACUUCUACCCCCAUGACAAAGUGCUGGAGUCACAGGCCUGGAAAAAAGUCGUUUACUUUGGAGGAGUCAUCAUGUUGUUCUGCUCGUCAUCCCCCCCCAUGUGCGUGUACUACCUGCUCUGGUGUUUCUCCUACGUUUUGUUCCCGACUUCCCUUUGGAGCAGUAAAGUGUAGGGAAACGGGUUCUGGUCUUGUCCAAAACUCGCAGUAGGUUUACCUCCGGCCAAUCUGGGCGAAUUUAGUUGUCCCAGAAUGUUGCUGCUCCCCACUGCCCUGGAGGAUUCAAGCUGAACAUGCUCAUGCAGGCUAACACUUGCUCUAUUUUACCUUUUAUUUUUGAUGAGACAGAACCUGGAUGACAGGGAGUUGUGAUGAGGGACAGGAGGGAAGGACAUUUUUAAGUCACUUCUAAGGAUUUAACCUUCAUACACAUGUUUUAUGUCUUUGUUGCAGUGUCACUGAAGCUGAGGGGGGGUUGCCUGUUCCAAAAUCAGAAUUUUCAUCAGGUUGUGUAAUCUCCCUACUUCAGUGUUAAUCCAAUCUUUCCUCGAUGGGUAUAUUUUCAAAGGAAAUGAUUGCAAUACUUUUCUCCAACAUUUUUGCCUCAUAUUUAGUUUUGCAGCCACACGAGGCAUCACAACCACUAAUACGAUUUCCACGGCGUUGAGCGUAGAGUUAGGAAUUAACUGUCCAUGCGCUGCACUAUGGAGAUAAGACCUUUAAUCCACCAGUCUUAUUUCUCGGCAGCAUUUUUUUUGAGAUUCUAAACUCCAUGCCCUGUCUCUCUUAUCUAUAACACAAUAAUGAACACACACACACACACAGCAUCUGUAACAUCUGUCAAUGUUUGUAUCAGGGUUGGGGUCAAUUUGCUUUUAACGAUAUUCAGCUCAUGGUGUGUCGUCAAACUCCGUAUCGCACACCUUCACACAAGCUAACCUAAGAUUACGGUCUUUGGACCACGGGAGAGAUCCACGCUCUUCUGUUACUUCUGGACUCCAGCCCUUGUGCUUUUGUUAAUCGCGUUCUUGUUUUCUUCCAAGUUGUGAGUCUGUCCAAGACAUUGUGUGUUAGAUUUCAGUGUUUUGCAUGAGUUUGCCUGUUUUAAGAGGCAAUGCAGUUUAUAUAUCGAAUCCACACUGGAUCACCAUUCCCCCCCCACCUGUAUAUUACCUCUCUGACCACAGCUGCAUCACAGGUGUUUGACUGAGUGAAAAAACACCUGCAGCGUUAGGAAAUUAUUAAUUACAGUAGAGUCUGAAAUACAUCAUGAGUUGACACUGAAAACCCUAAAUAACACGGCUGCAGAGGUUUUCCUCCACACGAGAUUAAAGAUCCAGUGUGAUUUAGGUGAAAAGGAACUAUUGGCAGAAAUUAUCCUAGUGAUGUUUUCACUAGUGUUUCAUCUAAAUUGUACUAAUUGUUGUUUCUUUUACCCUGCAACGUGCAACUUCACCACCAGAUGUCACUAAACUCUACACAACCAACCUUUAAAGAGCAACAACACAAAGACUGUAAAUCCUGCCUUUCCUGCCAUCUAGUGGCUAUGGAUUACAAAUUAUAAAAUGUUGUUGCAUGACAGUCUGUGUGAACAGUGCAGCCGGACUGAAACUUUUAAAAAGUCACAGAGAUCAGGCGAGGAAAGGAGAAGUGAUUCUCUUUAACUUGGCCAGAACUCAGUCAGUCCUUUUUUUAAGCGAGGACAACUUUUUGGCUCGUGCCUCAGUCGGUGUAUUUCUGCUUCCCUGCACAUGUGUGCGACAAAUGGGGGAGAUUACAUAGUUUUAUAUGGAUUCUUUCAGAAGCCUGAUGAAAAGCCUGAUGUUCUCAACCCCCCCCAUAUUCAAACUACACCUACUCACAGCUGUCAGAAUAAAGGGAAGGACAUCAUUCCCAAUUUGAUUUCUUGUGAUUUUAUUGAUAUGUAACUUGUAUAAGCUCCAGACUCUUCUCAGACAGAGAAAAAUGACCAGACGGAGCAAAAUGUCCUGAAUCAAGACCUAGAUUUUAAAAACAUCAAUACAAAAGGUCAUGACUCUGAUUUCAGAUGUGGGUUUAAACCAACCCUGGCUUAGUUCAUGAUAACGGUGCAUACACAGACUGAAAUUAAAAUCUACUCUAGUUCAUUCACUAGUGCAUUCAGCUUUCCUGUGUGGGUGUUUUGGUUUUCAAACUGUAAAGUCAUGGUGACGUAUGCAUGCCGAGAGCAUAGGAGAUACAAAGCCUGUACUUUGAUUAAAUGAUGAAAGGAAAGAAAGGAGAUCUCGAUGAAUGAUCUGUGCUUUCAAGUCUGUACUUUUUUUGACAAUAAAGGGGAAAUUGAAAUAA
Hippoglossus stenolepis (Pacific halibut) is the source of this 4938-nucleotide messenger RNA. RefSeq names its product transmembrane protein 269 (gene tmem269). The transcript has 8 exons. NCBI's taxonomy places the organism in Eukaryota, Metazoa, Chordata, Actinopteri, Pleuronectiformes, Pleuronectidae. Gene Ontology annotation, molecular function: phosphotransferase activity, for other substituted phosphate groups. The record is from RefSeq and is a predicted model, not a curated record. Gene Ontology annotation, biological process: phospholipid biosynthetic process. Bases 2191 to 2784 code for a protein of 197 amino acids. Gene Ontology annotation, cellular component: membrane.